Molecule: messenger RNA, 468 nt
Organism: Peronospora matthiolae
Lineage: Eukaryota; Oomycota; Peronosporomycetes; Peronosporales; Peronosporaceae
Source: the annotation of a GenBank genome assembly
AUGUCGACAUCUGAUCAUCCAGAGGCAGAUGGUCGGACGGGAAGAGCCAAUCGUGUCCUCGAAGAGAUACUUCGAGGAUACGUACACUCCUUUAAGAGUUGGAGUGAGUUUUUGCCAAUAGUAGAGUUUGCCAUCAACAACUCGGUGCAUGCGUCCACGACACAUACACCGUUUUACGUGAAUGGCUUGCGCCAUCCGCGUGUACCCACCUUACUAGAGUGUAACUCUGGUUUAAGGGGGGGAGGGACUCGCGCGAGCAAAAACCGAUUUGGUCCACGCUCAUCACGCUCGGACGAUGAGGUCAUUGCGUUUGAUGCCAAUAUCGAUAGCAUCGAUAUCGAAGAAGAUGAUGCCAGUGAGAGCGCGGAAGCCCUCACUGAAGAAAAGAUUGAUGUUGCUGCAGUGCACUUCGGCGCACUGAAGCUAACGAGUCAGCAGAUGAGUUCAUACUGGCUCGUGAAACGGUAG